UUCCCUCUCAAUCGUUGCCUUCAAAAGGCCAACUCCGCUCUCUUUUUCCAAUGGACUCAAACUCGCUUUUCCUCAUCUACUCUUCAUCAUCUUCAUCUUCUUCUCUGUGAUAUCUGAAUUCAAUUCCGAUGGGGGUUGACAAACCAGGACUCGUCAAACUGAAGUGCGCCGUCAAAAACUACGACUGGGGCAAGGUUGGGGAAAAAUCCUCCGUCUCGCGCCUCUACGCCAACAACAGCCGCGCCGAGGUGGACGCCGAUUCCCCCUACGCCGAGUUCUGGAUGGGGACUCACGACUCAGGCCCCUCCUACGCCGCCGUACCAAACGGCGAUUCGGAGGAGAGGAGAGACAACGGCUUCAAGCGCGAAAAUUCCAACUCAGUGAGUUUGAAGGAUUGGAUUGACAGAAACCCUGCUGUGCUUGGGGAUAGGGUUUUGGAAAAAUGGGGCCCCAAUCUCCCCUUCCUCUUCAAGGUACUUUCUGUGGCGAAGGCGCUUUCAAUACAGGCCCAUCCAGAUAAGGAAUUGGCGGUGAUUCUGCACAAGCAACAGCCUGGGGUUUAUAAAGACGAUAACCACAAGCCGGAGAUGGCGUUGGCGCUCACGGAAUUCGAGGCUUUGUGUGGGUUUAUUGGUCUUGAGGAACUCAAGUCUGUUAUUCAAAGUGUACCCGAGAUCGUUGAAAUAGUCGGGAGUUCACGUGCAGACCAAGUGUUGCAAAUAACCGAAAAUGAUGGGGAAAAGAAACUGAAAGAGGUCUUCAAAUCUCUGUUUACUGACCUCAUCUCAGUUAGCAACUCUGUAAUAUCCGAAAUAAUUCCAAAGUUGAUAAGGCGAUUGAAUUCGAAACGAGAGCUAACAGAGAAGGAGGAGCUGGUUUUGAGGCUCGAGAGGCAAUACCCUGGAGACAUUGGAGUUAUAGCAGCGUUUUUAUUUAACUAUGUGAAACUGAAUCCGGGUGAAGCUUUGUACUUGGGAGCAAACGAACCUCAUGCUUAUAUACACGGUGAAUGUAUCGAGUGCAUGGCAACUUCAGACAACGUUGUACGAGCUGGACUUACUCCGAAGCAUCGGGAUGUACAAACUCUCUGCUCGAUGCUCACAUACAAACAGGGUUUUCCAGAGAUACUUAAUGGAGUUCCUUCGAACCCUUAUACGGUGAAAUAUAUCCCUCCAUUUGAUGAAUUUGAGGUCGAUCGAUGUAAUCUUCCGGAAGAAGCGUCUACCAUUUUUCCUGCAGUUAACGGUCCUUCUGUCUUCGUGGUCACAUCUGGUGAGGGAACAAUGGGUGUGGCUUCUUCUAAGGAGUUGGUUAGGGAAGGUGAUGUGCUGUUCGCGCCUGCAAAUUCCGAGAUCACGGUAGAAACUAUAUCGGGUUUGAAUUUGUACAGAGCUGGAGUGAAUAGCAGGUUCUUGGAGGAUUCGGAUACUUCGAAGACGUACUGAAAGCAGUAAUAAUGGGAGCCUUGCGUAUUGCUGCCUUUCGAUGUAAUAUUAGCACCCCAAAUAUAAAUAAAUAAAUAUAUGCACUAGUCACAUAAGAGGAAUAAGGAUAUGUAUAUACAUACAAGUGUGGCAAAAUGGGGAUACACAGUCAAAUAAAGAAAUAAAGUUUUCGGAGCUCGAUUUUCAUCAAGUAGUUUUUAUACAUUUUAUAAAUG
Molecule: messenger RNA, 1660 nt
Organism: Erythranthe guttata (spotted monkey flower)
Lineage: Eukaryota; Viridiplantae; Streptophyta; Magnoliopsida; Lamiales; Phrymaceae
Product: mannose-6-phosphate isomerase 1
Biological process (GO): carbohydrate metabolic process; GDP-mannose biosynthetic process
Cellular component (GO): cytosol
Molecular function (GO): mannose-6-phosphate isomerase activity; zinc ion binding
Source: RefSeq, a predicted model, not a curated record